GAAGAAGAAGACGAAGAAGUGGGAGGAGUGUGAGGCUUUAGAAGUUUUUAUCGUGACUUUCGUUCUUUCGUUGAAAGCUAUCUGAUAAAGCCUACAGCAGGAAUUAACAAGUAUAAAUAAAUCCAACCUGUCCUCCAUUUUUCUUAAUAGUGUAGCAUCUGGACUCAAUGGCGUUAGCCUACAAAGUUAGCCGUUGCUACAGUUAGCUUGCUGACAGUAAACAGACCGGACUAUAUUUUAAUUGUUGUGUUUACUCGUGAAGCCGUAAAGGAGCACAAAGCCGUUCAUGGUGUGAAAAAUGUGUAAAGUCCAAAGUGUGAGAGUGUUGGUGAAGCAGCAGCUGACUGCAGCUGUCGAACAGGUACUUGGACUGUUUGAAACAACCAUAACAGAGUAUGAACAAGAGAUUGGUCGCCUGUGCAGACUGCUGGAAGACGGUACAGUCGUCCAGCAGGUGUUGGUGUGUAAAGAAGAGGUUCUCUCUGAGCAGCAGGACUCAGAGCUCCAUCACAUUAAAGAGGAACAGGAGGAAGUGUGGAGCAGUCAGGAGGGAGGGCAGCUUCAAGGACUGGAGGAAGAUGAUGUCACUGGGUUCCCGGUCAAUGCUGUCUCUGUGGAGAGUGGACCACAGCUUCAGUUUACGAGACUGAAGUUAAAGAAGAUGCAGACAGCUGAUGGACUGUUGGUGAAGCAGCAUCUUACUGCAGCUGUUGAACAGAUAGUUGAGCUGUUUGAAAGAACAGUAACGGAGUAUGAGAAGAAACUUUCUCGCUCAAAUGAAGACAUCGACCGUCAGCGUAAACUGCUGGACGCUGUGUUAAAGCCUGAAGUUCGGUUACACAGAGCAGAUGUCCAGCAUCUGUUGGUGUGUAAAGAUGAGGUUCUCUGUGGGUCGCAGGACCCAGAGCCCCUACACAUUAAAAAGGAACAGGAGGAAGUGUGGAGCAGUCAGGAGGGAGAGCAGCUUCAACGACUAGAGGAAGAUGAUAUCAAGCUCCCAUUCACUGCUGUCUCUGUGAAGACAGAAGAUGAUGAAGGCAAAGCACAGUCCUCACAGCUUCAUCACAGACAAACCGAUGACCAGAUGACAACAGCAGCUGAUGGAGAGGACUGUGGAGGAUCAGAAGCAACCAGAAAUGUAGAUUCAGCUUGUGGUGACAACACCUCAGUCUCCUCUGAGGCUGAGACUGAUGACAGUGAUGACAUUUGCAGUGAGACCAGAGAAGCUCAGUCUCAUAUAAAUGCUUUAAAAAAUACCAGUUCUCAAAGUGUGAAAAAUAUCACUUGCAUUGUGUGUGGUAAAAUACUUUGUUCCAAGAGAAGUAUAUACAGUCACAUGACUGUGCACAUGGACCUGGAAUCCUUUAUUUGUCCAGUAUGUGGUAAAACAUUUACUCACAAGCGAACAUUACUGUCUCACAUGAAAAUUCACAUUGACGGUAAGCCCUUCAGCUGCUCAGUGUGUAAAAAAGGAUUUAACCAGCGGCGAUCAUUGAUUGAACACAUAAGAACCCACACAGGAGAGAAACCCUACUGCUGCUCAGUGUGUAACAAGUGUUUUCACAGGAGAGGAGUGUGGAUUGUUCACACCAGGAGUCAUGCAGAGGAGAAACCCUUUAGCUGCUCACUGUGUGGAAAAAAGUUUGGUCAUCAAGCACAUCUGAGAAGACAUGAGAAACGCCACUCAGCAGAGAAACCGUUCAGUUGCUCAAUCUGUGGGAGGUGUUUUAAUGACAAAGGACAUCUUAAAAGACAUGUUAGACUACACACAGGAGAGAAGGCAUUUGGUUGUGAGACUUGUGGGAGAAAGUUUUUUCAAAAGAACCAUUUAAAAACCCAUAAAUGUGUCAUCUUUCCCACAGAUCCUUAAAAGUCUUCCUGACUAUUUCCAGGAGCACCCUUAGGUUCUCCAUAAUUUGAAUGCCUCCACACCAGUUAUAGCCAUGGUCAGAGGCAUUGUGUUUCAGGUUGUCCGUCCAUCCCAUUCUUGUGAACGUCCUAUCUCAAGAAUGCCUUGAGAGAUUUUCUUCAAAUCUGGCACAAACGUCAACUUGCACAUCAAGUAUAAACUGCUUAGAUUUUGGUGGUCAUAGAUCAAAAGUCAAAGUCACUGUGACCUCAUCUGUCUCAUACUUGUGAAUGCGAUAUCUCAAGAACACCUUAAAGCUAUUUUUUCAAAAUUUGGCACAAAUGUACAGUUGGGCGGUAGCAAUGUACUGAUUAGAGUUUGGUGUUCAGAGGUCAAGGUCACUGUGACCCCAUUCGACACAUUCUCAUAAACACAGUAUUUUAAGAACACCUUGAGGGUAUUUGUUCAAAUUUGGCACAAGCAUCCACUUGGACUCAGCUAUAACUGAGUAGAAUUUGAUGGUCAAAAGUCACUGUGACCUUACAUUCAUCUCAAUAUCGUGAACACAAUAUGUCUAGAGGGCCUUGAGAGAGUUUUCUCAAAUUUGGCACAGACAUCCUCUUGAACUCAACAAUGAACUGAUGAGAAGUUGGUGUUUAAAGGUCAAGGUCACUGUGACCUCAUAAAACAUGGUUUUGGCCAUAACUCAAGAUCAUUAUGCUAAUUAUGACAAACAAAUGUCACAGAAAUGUCUAAUAGUAUAUAAUGAUGAAGUGGUGACAUUUUAUAUCCUAAAGGUCAUAGUUCAACCUCACUGUGUUCUGCAAAAAUACUUUUGUGGCCGUUAUUCAACAUCAUAUCUCUGGAACAGAAGGGGAGACAUUUGGUCAGAUACUGAAUUGGUCUUGGGUGUCCACCUUGAAACUGUGCUGAUUGUAUAGAUCUUCUGUGAUCUUCUGGGGGGGGGGGUGUGUGUGAUAGACAGACAUGGCUGUAAGCUAUCACUGUUGAAUGUUGUUUCUGUGGAACUCUCUAUUGCUUAGUUUUAUGCUACACACACUGUUAAUGACAUAUCUAACUGAAGGAAGUUGGAUUUAUCUACAUAUUUAUUGUAUCUUUUGUAUAUAUGCAUAGGCUGAUUUUAAACAAAAUGCCUCGGAAUCCUUAAAAUGUUUUUUCUUUUACUUUGCUCUCUAGUCACCAGAAAUAAAAAGGUGUUCACAA
Messenger RNA from Epinephelus lanceolatus (giant grouper), 3073 nucleotides. RefSeq lists its product as uncharacterized. The record is from RefSeq and is a predicted model, not a curated record. Lineage: Eukaryota; Metazoa; Chordata; Actinopteri; Perciformes; Serranidae. Gene Ontology annotation, biological process: regulation of transcription by RNA polymerase II. Gene Ontology annotation, molecular function: RNA polymerase II cis-regulatory region sequence-specific DNA binding; DNA-binding transcription factor activity, RNA polymerase II-specific.